CAGGUCUGACCCUGCAGGGCUCACAGUCCUGGACCCUGUAGGCUCCUCUCCUCCUCCUCUCUGCGGUCUCCGUGUUUACCUCCAGCCGCCCUGUGUGCAGCUCUCAGCGGGGGCCGGCCGAGGGAACACCCUCCCCCCUUCACCCUCCAAUCAAAACCUGCAGCAGGAGGAGACUUCUGCAUGAAGAAGUGACACCACCUCACCUUCCUGACUCCAGACUCCACAGUCUCUGCUCAGUCCGGACUGAAACCACCAGGCCAGCACCCAGCAUGGCGACCCCUCUCACAGACCAGGAGAAGCGCAAGCAGAUCAGCAUCCGGGGGAUCGUGGGAGUGGAGAAUGUGGCCGAGCUGAAGAAAGGCUUCAACAGACACCUGCACUUCACCUUAGUGAAGGACAGGAACAUAGCGACACCCAGGGACUAUUACUUCGCCCUGGCCCACACUGUGAGGGAUCACCUGGUGGGGAGGUGGAUCAGGACUCAGCAGUUCUACUACGAGGCGGAUCCGAAGAGGGUGUAUUAUCUGUCUCUGGAGUUCUACAUGGGCCGCACGCUGCAGAACACCAUGAUCAACCUGGGGCUGCAGAACGCCUGCGAUGAAGCCAUCUACCAGCUGGGGCUGGACAUGGAGGAGCUGGAGGAGAUGGAGGAGGAUGCAGGGCUGGGGAAUGGAGGUCUGGGGAGACUGGCAGCUUGUUUCCUGGACUCGAUGGCCACCUUGGGUCUCGCAGCGUACGGGUACGGCAUCCGAUACGAGUACGGGAUCUUUAACCAGAAGAUAAGAGACGGCUGGCAGGUGGAGGAGGCAGAUGAUUGGCUGAGGCAUGGGAACCCGUGGGAGAAAGCACGACCCGAGUACAUGCUGCCGGUUCACUUCUACGGACGAGUGGAGGAGACGAAGGACGGAUCCAAGUGGGUCGACACUCAGGUGGUUUUGGCGAUGCCGUACGACACGCCCAUCCCCGGCUACAUGAACAACACGGUGAACACCAUGAGGCUGUGGUCUGCACGAGCGCCCAACGACUUCAACCUGAGAGACUUUAAUGUUGGAGAUUACAUCCAGGCUGUGCUGGACAGAAAUCUGGCAGAGAACAUCUCCAGAGUCCUCUACCCCAACGACAACUUCUUUGAAGGGAAAGAACUCCGUCUGAAGCAGGAGUACUUUGUCGUGGCCGCCACACUCCAAGACAUCAUCCGCCGCUUCAAGACCACCAAGAAGGGAGCCCCGGGCCGGACUUCCUUUGAAGGCUUCCCUGAAAAAGUCGCCAUCCAGCUGAACGACACUCAUCCAGCCAUGGCCAUCCCCGAGCUGAUGAGGAUCUUUGUGGACAUCGAGAAGCUGGACUGGGACACGGCCUGGGACCUGACUAAGCGCACGUUUGCCUACACCAACCACACGGUCCUCCCCGAGGCUCUGGAGCGCUGGCCUGUGGAGCUGCUGGAGACCCUCCUGCCCCGACAUCUGCAGAUCAUCUACCAGAUCAACCAGGUCCACCUGGACAACAUCGCCACUCUCUAUCCCGAGGACAUGGACAAGCUGAGGUCCAUGUCCCUGAUCGAGGAGGACGGGUGUAAGAGGGUGAACAUGGCUCACCUGUGCAUCGUUGGAUCUCACGCUGUGAACGGAGUGGCUGAGAUUCACUCCAACAUCAUCAAGACUGAAGUGUUCCGUAACUUCAGUGAUCUAGAACCAGAGAAGUUUCAGAACAAGACCAACGGCAUCACGCCCAGACGCUGGCUGCUGCUCUGUAACCCCGGCCUGGCCGAGCUCAUCGCUGAGGUCAUCGGGGAGGAUUAUGUGAAGGACCUGGGCCAGCUGCAGAGGCUGAAUGACUUCGUAGACGACGCCGCCUUCAUCCGCGACGUCUCCAAAGUGAAAGAGGACAACAAGGUGAAGUUCGCUCAGUACCUGGAGAAGGAGUACAGAGUGAAAAUCAACCCGUCCUCCAUGUUCGACGUCCACGUGAAGAGAAUCCACGAGUACAAGCGCCAGCUCCUGAACUGCCUGCACAUCAUCAUCAUGUACAACCGAAUCAGACAGAACCCUGCGGCUCCUUUCGUUCCUCGUACCGUGAUCAUCGGAGGAAAGGCCGCUCCCGGGUACCACAUGGCCAAGAUGAUCAUCAAGCUGAUCACCUCAGUGGCUGAUGUGGUGAACAACGACCCCGUGGUGGGAGACAAGCUGAAGGUCAUCUACUUAGAGAACUACAGGGUCUCCUUAGCAGAGAAAGUGAUUCCUGCCACAGACCUCUCAGAGCAGAUCUCCACCGCCGGCACCGAAGCCUCAGGAACAGGAAACAUGAAGUUCAUGCUGAACGGAGCGCUCACCAUCGGCACCAUGGACGGAGCCAACGUGGAGAUGGCCGAGGAGGCGGGAGAGGAGAACCUGUUCAUCUUCGGGAUGAGAGUGGAGGACGUGGCUGAGAUGGACCAAAAGGGAUAUGACGCCAUGUCUUACUACAAGGAGAUCCCAGAGCUCAAACAUGUCAUGGACCAGAUCACCAGCGGAUUCUUCAGCCCCAAGAACCCUCAUCUCUUCAAAGACCUCACUGACAUGCUCUUCAAACACGACCGUUUCAAAGUGUUUGCAGACUUUGAGGACUACAUCUCAUGUCAGGAGAAAGUCAGCAAGCUGUAUCAGAACCCGAAGGAGUGGACCAAGAUGGUGAUCAAAAACAUCGCCGCCACGGGGAAGUUCUCCAGCGACAGAACCAUCGCAGAGUACGCCACAGAGGUGUGGGGGGUGGAGCCCACCGACCUGAAGAUCCCGCCCCCCAACGAGCCCAGAGAGGCCAUCGAGGAGACGGCGCGAGCUCUGAAGAAAAUGUGAGGCCGCUUCACGUCCGGUGGAGGGCUUUGACUUUCUGUUUACACACAUCACUCUCUCUCUGUCUCCUUUGAGCCUUCACACUUCACUCAGAGUUUAAGAACCUCACACACGUCAGGGUUUUAUCUUCAGACACUUUUAUUUUAAAGCACCAGAGUUCAAAGAGUCUGUUACACUUUUUAGAAACACAUGCAGUAAACCAUGAAGAGUCGCACAGGUCAGAUUUUAUUCCUUGUUUUUUACUCAGAUCGUUCAGAACGUCACAAACCUGAUCUUUAAAAUCCUCUCAGUAUUUCUCAGACUAACCCACCGAUGUGUUCACUGCACCAAACCGCUCACCUGUGAUCCUCAGUAGUCGUUGAAAUAAAAUCUAAUGUGUUACAUGAUUUGUGGAAUCUGAUGUUUUGGAGUAUGAGUACAUGAGUAUGACUUGUGGAAAAAUAAAUGUGCUUGUUUGAGAAUGA
This is a messenger RNA of Notolabrus celidotus (New Zealand spotty), 3292 nucleotides long. It is a transcript of the gene pygl, whose product is annotated as phosphorylase, glycogen, liver. Gene Ontology annotation, cellular component: cytoplasm. Gene Ontology annotation, biological process: glycogen catabolic process. The coding region runs from base 270 to 2831 and encodes 853 amino acids. The transcript has 20 exons. The record is from RefSeq and is a predicted model, not a curated record. Lineage: Eukaryota; Metazoa; Chordata; Actinopteri; Labriformes; Labridae. Gene Ontology annotation, molecular function: pyridoxal phosphate binding; glycogen phosphorylase activity.